CGUUCCAAUGACGAGCGAGGAGGCGGUGCUUGAGGCGGGUCUCAUGCAGUGGGCGGAGCGCGAGGGGAGAGCGGGUGCCGGGUGUUAACGGCCGGAGCGAGGCAAGAUGCAGUUUAUGCUGCUUUUUAGUCGUCAGGGGAAACUUCGAUUGCAAAAAUGGUAUGUCCCCCUCUCAGACAAAGAGAAGAAAAAAAUUACAAGAGAGCUUGUCCAGACUGUCCUGGCUCGCAAACCUAAGAUGUGCAGCUUUCUGGAGUGGAGAGACCUGAAGAUUGUAUAUAAAAGGUAUGCAAGUCUUUAUUUCUGCUGUGCUAUUGAAGACCAGGACAAUGAACUCAUAACCCUUGAGAUUAUUCAUCGUUAUGUUGAACUCCUAGACAAGUAUUUUGGAAGUGUCUGCGAACUUGACAUUAUCUUCAAUUUUGAGAAGGCUUAUUUUAUCCUGGAUGAGUUCUUGUUAGGAGGGGAGGUGCAGGAGACUUCAAAGAAGAAUGUCCUGAAAGCAAUUGAACAAGCUGAUCUGCUGCAGGAGCCGCGCCACGAAUAUUUUAAUGUUCCCGUGUACUAAUGCCUUGGCUCAUCUUGCGUGGUGGUGAAUCAGAGGAGGUGACGAUGGCUGCUUUGCUGUUGCUGGAAUGCUGUCCUGGCCUGUGUGAAGCUGUUCAUUUGAACGUAACCCAAAUAACUAAACGUAACAAGAACAUCAGUGCUUUGCUCUUUGUUGUGUCCUAGCAGUCUAGUAUAUGUAGGUUUAUAAGGGUGCCAUGUAAAUGGCAGUUUGUUUUCACAUACAAGCAAUUUAUGUCUGUGCUGUGUUCAUUUCAAUCUUGUUCUUUGUAAUCCUUGUUCUAAUCAUAAACCUACAGCAUUAACUAUGUUGAAUUUACCACUACGGGACCUUUUUCAUCUGGAUUCACUGCAUUUUAAUAUACAUCAAGCAGGGUUGCUACCCCUGGUUUUGGCUGCUUUUGGAGAUCUUCUGAACUUUGGUAGAUGUGAUAUCAAUGGUUUUGUUACUCUGCAUUUCUCAAGAAAAGGUGGUCAUUAAAAUGAUUAUAGAUGAUUCUUUCUGGCGAGAAUAUUUGCAGUGACCUCUAUUGAAGUUUGCAGAAAUUGGGCAUCAAAAAAAUCCAAAUCCAGAAUCUGAUUCCAUCCUAGGGUAUGUAACAAAUGGGUCAGACAGGAUUAGAAUUGUUUGAUCUGGAGCACACACAAAGCUAGUUGCUGCUGUUUCUCUGUCAAUAGAGGCCACAUUGUUCAAUCGAUUAUCCUGUGCCGUUUGAGGUUUUACUUAAUUUACUAGUUGGACAAAAUUAACUCUAAUAAUAUACAUUUAAAUCCAUAUACUGACUAGUUACAGUAGGUGGAAACAUUCAGGUUAAUUGCAAAUUACUGACUGACCUUCUUUCAUGGCCAUAAAUAGUUUCUGGCCUCUAUAAUUAUAGGGUUAUAUGUUGAAAGAAAACCUGCUGUCUCUCAAUAUGUACCUGGAGUGAUUGCAGUCGCUAUGUCUUUCAUAUUGCUUUGUGCCAUGGCUCUUUUUUUCUCCCCCGUGGAUGUCAAGUAACGUGUUCAGCAACUUUUGAGAGGGCUAGUGCAUGUCACAUUGAACUACUUCCUCUGGGUGGGGGUGUGGGUAGCAGGGAGAGGAAUAACUCUUGCCACCCAAAGACACUCCCAGUUUUUAUUCUGUGUUGCUGGAACCACUUUGUUUUCUGGUUCGGGCUCUUAGUGUUACCAAGGAGAGAUUGUAUUUACCUGAGAUUCUUUCCUCUGCUGCCCAACAUGUGCAGUUUAGCUUCAGACAUUCUAUGCCAAUGCCACUUCUUUUUGAGUAUUCCCGUAUUGGUUAUGAUCCCAAAUUGUGGUGUCAUCAAUUCUGGCAGUCUGAUACUUUGCUUCCGUCAGACUCUUGAAUGCCAUUGUGUGUGUAUAUGUGUUAACUUUGAUAGAUAGUUCUUCAGAAUUAAAGAAAACUGGAAUUAUGCAUUUGCCCUGCUAUAGCCAGCAGAGUUAAUGGUGUAAGUAUUUCAGGGCCUUGGGACCUGAAAUAAUAUCAUUUGUGAAGGCUUUUUCAAGCCAUGAUGGACCCUAUUAUUCCAAUAAUAUUACAAUAUAAGUCACAUAACCUGAUGCUGUGAGCUUACUUUUUAUAAUUACGGCCAAUGUUAUAUCGUAACAUGUAUUCGGUGGGAAGAAUAGAGUGUUUCAUUCGUGUUACUUGGCCUUCAUUCAUGUUUGUCUCUUCCUGGUCUAUUUGAUAUAUAGUUUCUCCCCUUUACCUUCUCCAGUGUAUCUUUACAAUUAGCACUACAACUGAAGACUUUCCUGUGUGCAAUCAAAAUGGUACAGCAUGCAAUCAGUGAGUGGCUGUGAGGAGAUUUGGUCAUCAGGUGGUGUGAAUGAAACAUUAGUGGCGCAGAGAGAUGAGCAAGCAUAAAAUACUGACAUCUGAUGCAGACCAGCCUGUUCGAAGCACAAAGGGGAGUGAGAUCAGUGCCAAAGCUGCAAUUAAUAAUGGGGACUGCUGCUAACAUAUUGAUGUAGUUGUGACGGUCUCUUAUUGUAAAGCCAAGGUCACACUGUAUCUAGCCCAGUCUCUCAACAAAAUUUGUUGUCAACAUUUACCAUUUCUCCUUGUGAAACAAGUUUGGAUCUUGUUUGAAGCUAUGCGUUAGAAUGUACUUUCUUCCUCCUCCUCCUAAAGGUUUAUGCAAAAUCCCAUUAAAUUAGACUUGAUCAGAAAAAAUAGUAUUUGUUGUAAAGUUUGCAGAAACAGGUUUCACUGUGUCCGAGCAAUAGGUAACGUUACCAUGACUUAAUAUCUGUUCCUAUUUUAGAGCUUUAUUAACUAAUAUCCUUGAUAUUCAACUGUAUUUAUUACAGCAUUUAUUUUUCUAUUAACAAUUUGUAUUUGUAUUGCUUUUGGAAGCUUUGUAGUAAAGUCAUCUCAGUCUCAUGCGAAGUACACUUAACCCUAACUGCACUACAAAAAGUUAGUGAUAUUUGAACAAGUCAAAUCCAUUUGUAUUUGUAUUAAUGAAUUUCUGGUAACAAUGUGCCUCAAGUUAAUGAAGUCUGUUGCCAAUUCGUGAGGUGUAGCUUUUUGUUUUGCCCUCCCAGUCCCCGUGUCCUGCAGAAGAAGACUGCUUCUGUUUUUAGUAAAUAAUUGAUCUACAAUCCUGUUAUUCUCUGGCAUGUGCAGCAAUUGUCUGUGUGCCUUUCUCAGGCAUUCGAUCAGUGCCUGAAAGCUGUGAAGUCAAAAGCUAGUCCACUUUAUAACCCCUUCAGAUACGCUCAGUUCUCAGUUUCUUUGGCCAUCCAGAUGAUUGCAGUUGAGCAUACCACAGAGUUACCCAACACACGGGGGUGUCACGGUGGCACAGUGGUUAGCACUGCUGCCUCACAGCGCCAGAGACCCGGGUUCAAUUCCCGCCUCAGGCGA
Messenger RNA from Chiloscyllium plagiosum (whitespotted bambooshark), 3445 nucleotides. Its product is annotated as AP-1 complex subunit sigma-2. Gene Ontology annotation, biological process: vesicle-mediated transport; intracellular protein transport. Gene Ontology annotation, cellular component: AP-1 adaptor complex; membrane coat. Gene Ontology annotation, molecular function: clathrin-cargo adaptor activity. Lineage: Eukaryota; Metazoa; Chordata; Chondrichthyes; Orectolobiformes; Hemiscylliidae. The record is from RefSeq and is a predicted model, not a curated record.